UCUCUGAAAAAAGACCAAACUUCCAAAACCCUAAAUGCCAACGCCGCAAACUUAAUCUGAAAUCGUCAUUUCUCUUUGCACCGCCGCCGUAAAUGGCUUCUUCCAUGGCUCUCAGGAGGCUUGUCUUCUCAAACAUCCCGCGCAUCGUCCGCCCGGCAGCAAUCGCUUCAACAUCAUCUAAGCUUCUCGCCGGCGACCACAUUGAUUGUCGAUCUAUCCACUCGCUCUCCGGCCGCCGCAAUGAUGUCUUCUCAGGUAUGAUGUUUCCAUUUCGAAACCAUCUUCAAACAUAUUCGAGUGGUGUCUGUUGUCAAUCGGGCCAACACACAGGAAGAAGGGACUUUUCCACAGUCGGAAUGCCUUCGGAAAAGCGAAAUCUACGAGAUCACAAACGGAGAUUGCUGGCGGCCAAGUACGAAUUGAGACGAAAGCUUUAUAAAUCCCUUUGUAGCGAUCCUGAUCUUCCUAGUGAUAUGCGGGACAGGCAUCGUUUCAAGUUAUCCAAGAUGCCGAGAAAUAGUUCCUUUGUUCGAUUGAGAAAUCGAUGCAUUUUCACUGGUCGUCCGCGUGCCGUGUAUGCCAAAUUUCGGAUGUCUCGAAUUGUUUUCCGUUCAUUAGCAUCUCAAGGUUCUUUGAUGGGCAUAAAGAAGGCGUCUUGGUAGUUCAAACUGAUAGCAGAAGAAAUGGCAUUUCAACAACUUAUGAAAGGCAGAAUAAAUCAACAAACUUUCAAUUGCAUAUGUGACAGCAAAAAUUUGUAGAUCAUUUACUUGAUGUGAUAAUUACUGCAGUUGACAAUUGUUUUAGUUGUGAACUAAGAUUUUGUACUGGAAACUUGCUUUACUUGGAUGCAGCCUGAGUGCAAAUGAUCUUUGAUUGAUUUCUAAUAUGACCCUAGAUUGAUCUCAAUGCUGUUUGAAAUUUCAAGUGAGAACUACUUAAUCCGGAUGCAUAGGUUUUGUUCAGUGCAAUGUAGGAAGUUUGAGUGAUUGGGGUUUUGGUUGAAUGUAACCAUGAUGAUAAGGAGUGACUUCUUAGUUCCUGCCAUUUUUGUUAAUUGCAGUUGUUUUAUGAAUAGUAGAUGUUAAGGACUUUGUUUAUUUGACUUGUUGAAAUUAUUAGUUUUGUUCUACCUCUAUGGCAUUGCAUUCUCCUCUGGUCUGUCUUGAUCAUUUUGGAAAAUAGCCAAGAGAAUUAUUGGCAGAGAGCACCUUUAUCUCUUUGAAAUUAUUAGUUUUGUGCUACCUUUUUGGGUGGUUUAUGCUAAAAUAGCACAAGUCAGCUGUGUGAAUUAGUGUCUGAAAAACUGAACAAUGUUAAUGUCAAGGUUUUGUUGGUGGAUUACUGGAUUUUACUAAUAAACUGGCUUCUAACUC
This is a messenger RNA of Rubroshorea leprosula, 1376 nucleotides long. Lineage: Eukaryota; Viridiplantae; Streptophyta; Magnoliopsida; Malvales; Dipterocarpaceae. The record is from the annotation of a GenBank genome assembly.